AUGGAUCCCUGUUCUGAAAUUACUUUUCUAAAAUCUAUCAAAUAUCACUGCCAUGCUGCUGAAGUGCAUCCUGCUAAAAAACAGGAAAUCCUUCCAACUACUGAUGCUAAUCAAACCAUCCAGGAUGAUGACAACAAAAUUUGUGUUGUGAUGGUCGGGCUUCCUGCUAGAGGAAAAUCUUUGAUUGCUGGCAAAGCACUGAGGUAUCUCUCAUGGAUUGGGAUCCCUGCGAAGACCUUUAAUGUUGGCCAGUAUCGGCGUCAGGAUACCCCGCAGCCAUCAGCAUCUUUUUUCGAUAAUUCGAAUCCUAAUGGAGAAAGAUUGAGGCGAGCAGCUGCUGAAGCGGCCGUUAAUGACAUGCUUAACUGGUUUAGAACCUCAGAUGGCCAAGUUGCAAUUCUUGAUGCCACAAAUUCAACCAAGCAGCGUAGGGAAUGGAUCUACAACACUUGCCGCCUUGCGGGUAUCGCUCCGCUAUUUGUCGAGUCGAAAUGUGAUGACCACGACUUGAUCAUGAAUAAUAUACGUGAGGUGAAGACAACCUCUCCGGAUUAUGUUGGACAAGACCCAGAAGACGCCGCGAAGGAUUUCAUGAAGCGUAUUCGUAACUACGAAAAAGUUUACGAAACCAUUGGCACAGAUGAAGACCAUUACGCUUAUGUUAAGUUGAUCAAUGUGAGCUCGCAGGUCAUCAUCAAUCGCAUUCAGGACUACCUGUCUAGCCGCCUAGUUUAUUAUAUUCAGAAUCUCCACAUUCGCCCUCGUUCAAUCUGGCUCUCUCGCCAUGGAGAAUCAGAAUUUAAUCUCACUGGAAAAAUAGGCGGCGACGCCAAUCUCUCUCCUCGGGGCGAGCAGUAUGCCCUUGCACUCCCGCAAUUACUUCGGGAGUCUGGGAUCCCUCCGGGAGCCAAGCUUACGAUUUGGACGUCUACUUUAAAGCGAACCAAUCAGACGGCACGGCAUCUUGUGAAAGAGAUGGGGUAUCAUAAGCUUGAGUGGAAAGCUUUGGAUGAGCUUGACUCUGGGGUAUGCGACGGCCUUACCUAUGAGGAAAUUCAGACUCGUUACCCUGAGGACUUCGAAGCUCGUGAUGAGGAUAAGUACAACUAUCGAUAUCGCGGAGGCGAAUCUUACCGUGAUGUUGUCAUUCGACUUGAACCAAUCAUCAUGGAACUCGAGAGAAGUGAGAAUGUUAUUAUCGUGACACAUCAAGCUGUCCUUCGCUGCAUUUAUGCGUAUUUCCUGAAUAUGUCGCAAGAGCAAAGCCCGUGGAUGGAGGUGCCAUUACACACGCUUAUUAAACUCACGCCUCGUGCUUACGGAACCGAAGAACACCGUAUCAAGGCUGAUAUUCCUGCGGUUUCUACAUGGCGCGGAAAGGGCAGUGAAGCCAAACACCAGACCCCCGGAGAGGCAGAAAUUCAGGCUUUGUUGUCCUCGAAAAUGGACCCCGCCAUUGGCAACGCCUUGUCUGUUUCCACUUUGCCGGUCACCGCUCUUUCUGAUGAAGCGGUUAAAACCCCUAGCCCCGAGCCGGUUACUUUGCCGGCUGCUCCUAUGGAGGAGGCUACGCUUAAGGGUAAUGCAAAGACUAGCUAG
Messenger RNA from Ophidiomyces ophidiicola, 1599 nucleotides. It is a transcript of the gene FBP26, whose product is annotated as Fructose-2,6-bisphosphatase. Gene Ontology annotation, cellular component: cytosol. The coding region runs from base 1 to 1599 and encodes 532 amino acids. The transcript is spliced from 3 exons. NCBI's taxonomy places the organism in Eukaryota, Fungi, Ascomycota, Eurotiomycetes, Onygenales, Onygenaceae. Gene Ontology annotation, biological process: fructose metabolic process; fructose 2,6-bisphosphate metabolic process. The record is from RefSeq and is a predicted model, not a curated record. Gene Ontology annotation, molecular function: ATP binding; 6-phosphofructo-2-kinase activity; fructose-2,6-bisphosphate 2-phosphatase activity.